GUUCAUCCAAUCCAAUCCAUUUAUUCAUUCCUUAGCUUCUUCGAAGCCAAAAAAAAAAAAAAAAAAAAAAAAAAACUGUCGAAGAAACCUUUAGAGGGAGAGAGAUAUAAACGAUGGUUUCUCUUAUAAAGGAUGAUGUCAUUCAAGCGUGGUACAUGGAUAAUAGCGAUAUGGACCAAAGGCUUCCUCAUCAUCGAACUCCCAACGAGUUUGUCCCAUUAGAAAAACUCAAAGAGCUUGGGGUGCUUACUUGGAGAUUAGAUGCGGACAAUUAUGAAAAUGACGAGGAAUUGAAAGAAAUACGAAAAGCUCGUGGAUAUAAUCAUAUGGAGGUUUAUGACAUUAAUCCCGAAAAAUUUUCAAAGUAUCUUGAAACAAUCGAAGCAUUGUAUCAAGAACAUUUCCAUACAUUUGAGGAGGUUAGCUUUUGUAUUUCCGGGAGUGGUUAUUAUGAUGUGCGAGACUGUGAUGAAUCUUGGAUCCGCAUAAGUUUGAAGAAAGGUGCCAUGAUCAUUUUGCCUGCCGGGAUCUAUCACCGUUCUACGACUGAUUCAAAUGAUUUCUUCAAGAUUAUGAUACUUCACAGUGAUGACUUUAUAAGCACUCCAUAUAAUCGGUCUAACGAACAUCUUCCUGAAAGAAAACAAUAUAUCGACACAUUUGUCAAGAAGAUCAAUUGAUGAUGAGAUGUUUCACAAAUAAAUCAAUCUGAAAUGGGACUUUUAAGAGCUAAGUAUUGAUGGAAAAUGACUUAUGUUGUGCACAAGUGGCUGCCUAUGAUAAAUUAUGUUUGUUUGUCUAUGGAUAAAAUAUUUUCAUUUUGUUGGUUGUAUUAUUUCUAUGUGAGAAACUUUGUGUUAUUUGGUUUUUAAUCA
Messenger RNA from Andrographis paniculata, 875 nucleotides. RefSeq names its product acireductone dioxygenase 3-like. The transcript has 7 exons. The record is from RefSeq and is a predicted model, not a curated record. Lineage: Eukaryota; Viridiplantae; Streptophyta; Magnoliopsida; Lamiales; Acanthaceae. Gene Ontology annotation, molecular function: acireductone dioxygenase [iron(II)-requiring] activity. The coding region runs from base 114 to 680 and encodes 188 amino acids.